Triticum turgidum subsp. durum (durum wheat) is the source of this 639-nucleotide messenger RNA. NCBI's taxonomy places the organism in Eukaryota, Viridiplantae, Streptophyta, Magnoliopsida, Poales, Poaceae. The record is from the annotation of a GenBank genome assembly.
AUGGCUAGGGGCAAGAUUGUGAUUAGGAGGAUUGAGAAGAUGAGCAGCAGACAGGUCACCUUCUCCAAGCGGCGUCAUGGCCUGAUGAAGAAGGCACAUGAGCUGGCAAUCCUCUGUGAUGUCCAGGUCGGUGUCAUCGUCUUCUCCUCCACCGGUCGCCUCUACGAGUAUGCCAGCUCCACCACCACCACCACCAUGGGCAUGCCUUCCAUCAUUCAUAAGUACCAAUCUGCACAGGAGAACCACCAGCUGUUGAAUCCAGUGUCACAAAUCAUGUUUUGGGAAGGUGAAGUACGGAAAUUACAGCAGGAAAUGCAGAUACUUCAAGAUCAUCAUCGGAAGCUAAUGGGGGAGAGAUUAUCAAACCUAGGAGUCAACGACUUGUGUUUAUUGGAAAAUCAACUAGAGAAGAGCUUACGUUGUAUUAGAGAGAAGAAGGAACAAAGUUUUGCCAACUAUAUUGUACAACUCAAUGAAAAGGGAUAUAUCUUCCAUCAAGAGAAUUUUCAACUCUCCGAGGAAACAAAGCUUAUACAUGAACAAAACUUGGAAUUAAAGAACAAGCUAUAUGCAUUGAAUGGAUCUACUACGGGUGCAACAUGUUAUCAUCCAAGGCAGAGUAUAUAUGAAAAGUAUUAA